Schistosoma margrebowiei is the source of this 5756-nucleotide messenger RNA. Lineage: Eukaryota; Metazoa; Platyhelminthes; Trematoda; Strigeidida; Schistosomatidae. The record is from the annotation of a GenBank genome assembly.
CAUGUCUUAUCUUUUGCUCCCGUCUAGAACCGAUCAUUUGAGAGGACAUUCGAAGAAAGUUCAAAAACCGAGAUCAAACCGUUUACGUCUGGAGUUCCGUUUCUCGCACCGAGUAGUGAAUUACUGGAAUUCUCUACCGGAACACGUAAUAUCAGCACCAUCUGUUAAUAUAUUCAAAACGAGAUUGGACCUCCACUGUAUUACAAACUGCAAGGAUUAAUAUAGGUCGACAGACCUCCUAUCCUUAUUACUGAAGACUGAAGACUGAAGACAACAGUGUAGCGCAACUGUUCGGGGCUUGGAGGUGGCGGAGGUUUCUAUUUGACUGCAUAACUGAAAUAUACGCCAAUGAUUCGUUUCCCCAGUGGGACUGUUGACGGUCUCUCUUGCUUCUUAUCUAUUCCACAUACCCUGCUUAGUGCCUCUCCUCUUAAUCCCGGAGGACUGACCAUGCAAGGUAUUGAUGGCUCACCUUCCAGUCUCCCUUUCCCAGGACACACUCCUUUUGUUAGGAACCUAUGUUUGGGACUCAAUUUACCUAUCAUAAAUACCGCAAAUAUUUUUCCUCCUCCGAAUCUCGGGGUUGGCGUAAUACCUCCAGCUUCUUGUGCAUCUGCAGGGUACCAAAACCCAGUUUUGUGUUUUCCUGCCUCAGUGACUCAAACGGCCCACUCGGUUAUUGAUUCUGGUCCAUCUGAUCCAUCUGUUCACACGAUUGUUCGUGGUCCAGUUAUGUACACAAGCGCCAGUAGUCGUGAUUUGAUUCAACGAAGCAAUGGAAUUCAUUCCAGUGAUGCAAAAAUUACAGAAGAAAGUCCUCCUGAUCGUAUUGUGGCUUCUUAUGCUGCUGCAGCACAUGCAGCUGCGUUGGCUUGUCAUCAACCGAUUUCCAGAGCUGCUGAAGCUUACUUAGCCACAAACUCUUAUAACCGAUCACGUCAUUCUAAAAGACCUCGGGCACUAAACCAUUUGUCUACUGUCACAAUAUCAACAACUUCGAACUCACUGUCUACUUUUGUGGAUACUGGAUCAAAUUAUAUUUCAUCUAAUUUAUUAUCAGUCCCUUCUUCUGGAUCAUCACUUAUUUCAUCAGAAGCUACUUAUGGAGAAUCACAUAAAGGGUGGACUCGUCUAGUGAAUAAGAAAACACAAAAUGUAGUGUACAUAACGUCUGAUGGUACUCGCCUACAUAACGUCGAUGAAGUAUACACAUAUUUAUCAACAAGAAAUUCAGAAUGUGAAAUUAAUUCCAAUAUAAAAGAAUUAAUCGCUGCUCAUUUCAUUUUUGCACCAGCAAUCGAUGGUCCUUCGCUUGAGGAUACAUUAAAUUUUGUUCAUAGAUUACAAGGUUCUGUUUUAAAAGAUGAAUCAGUGAAUGAUAACGUUUCCCAGUUUCUAACAACUGUAUCAAGUAGUGUAAAUAGUGAUAGUGUUUCACAAGCCGUUAAAUCAUCGGAGGGAGUUUCCACCUGUCGUAUUACGUUCAACCCCGAUUAUUUAACAAACUCUGACCUGCCAGCAAAACGAUCAAAGUUAACUGAUGAUUUACUUAGUUCAGUUUGUAAUCCAAAAGAGCCAUCUACAUUGAAGCAACAGUCCGUUAACUCUUCAGUCAAUACAACUAUCAGUGCAUGUCUAACACAGUCAUUUGUAUCAUCGAAUAAUUGUGAAUUGAAUAUUUUGUGUACUGAUGCACUGUAUACUUCACCAAUUGAUCGAAUUCGUGAAGGACCAAGUGAUUUUGAAAAUAAUCAAUUCACUCACAAACAAAACUUGAAUAAUUUGAGUAAGAAUGAAGCUGAAAAUUUCGCAGCUUCGUCUACUAGCGUAUUUCCUGAUGAUAUAUCUUCUAGUCGAAUAAAACCAAGUCAGUUGCAGAAUGAUAGCGAAGUAGUUGCUAAACUUACCACUGAAACCCUUACAACUGGCGCCUUGCGUACAUCGUUAGCAUCACUAACUACUGAGGUUGUUCCGUCCGUUAUAUCUCCGUCCAAGCAGAUUGGUGUAAAUGCUACAAAUUUUAGUUUAUCAGACGCUACUAGUUCAUGUUUCGAUCCAUCUCAGGCAAAUUUAGCUACACUGGACGUCUUGCAACAAAAUUCUGUUAAUCCACUGUUCAUUGAACAAUUACUUGAAAUCAAUCAAAUGCGUCAUAUUCAUCAUCCACAGCAGCAUAAUCAUAAUUUGAGUUCAGGCAUCACGGUCACAGUACCGACACAAAACAUCAUAGGAAACUAUCCAUUUGGCGUUUUAGCUGGUCAGUCUCUAUCAAAUCCUAUUUUAUCAUCUUUAACAGCUGAAUGGCUUUCAAAUCUUCGUUCAUCUACACAACAAUCGAUAACUAGUAGUACUCUACCAGAGUUGACACUGAAUUCAGCUAUUGACAAUUUAAAUGCAACUUCUGUUCUUCAGCAAUAUCAACAACGACAACAUUUCUUAACUCUGGCAGCCUUACAAAAACAUCAGCAAAAUCAAGCAUUAGCCCUGAUUCAAAAUGCCGUCUUGCUCCAACAACAAAGGAAUAAUAGUGUUGCAAACGCUGCUGCACUUGUCUUACGUCAACAACAAGAGCAACAGUUGGCAGUAGCUUCUUUACAAGCCCAAAGUUAUAUAGCUGCUUUGCAACAGCAGUUUACUAAUUCACAUACCUAAAAUCGACUUCUCAUUACCCCAUAAAUAAUAAUAUACAUAAGUAGGAGAUUGAUUUAUUCACACCGUUCUUUAUUGGUAUGUUGUAUAUCACACAUAUCUAUUGACAAAUGUCUUUCUCAUUUGAUUCAUUUAAUUAUUGAUUUUCUCCUUACAUUGUGCCUACGCUAGUCUGAUGUAUUAGCAGUGAUGAUAUUUGAUAAUACUAGUCGCUCCUCAAAGGUAUACUCGUAUAUGUACACAUGUUGAUACUGGAAUUUCUGCUUCCCUUGCAUUUCUUUUCUUUUGACUAAACACUUCUAUUCAUUUUGAGUUUGUAACAGUUUUCUAUAACUACAGCACUGACAUCUCAUUACCAUUUGGUCCUGUAUUUAAAUGUUAUAUUGUAAUUAUACUUUCCUCUCAAAUCUUAUUUUUUGGUAGUAUAUUGUACUAUUUGAUCCUUCUUUGUAUAGCUAUCUUUUCUUAGGUGUUUCUGUGCGUUCGUUUCCAUUUGUAUUCUGUUUUUCUUUGUUUAUAAUAUUCUCUCUCUAGCUUUCAUCAUACUAUUUUACUUAAUCAUAUUUUGAACAUGUUAUUAUUACUACUAUUAUUACUAAAGACGGCAUAAACAACUGAUACACUCUUUCAUACUUAACUAGUUUCUCAUUGUGUUAAUACCAUAUAGCUGAAUCUAUCAUUUCAGGUGUUGUUACACAACUGGAAGACAAUAUGUGUUAAGCUAUUUUUCACAAUGGGUGGCAGCCUUCUUAUAAAUAGUAUAUAUUGAGGGAAAUUAAAAUUAUAUUAGUAAGAAAGUGUAAUGCUUUUAGUAGUGGCCCAGUUAAAAAAAUGAUCAGUUUCCUUGCACUACUGUCUGAUACUCAUCUACUGAAGAUGCUUACCUUGUAUGUUUAUGUUAAUUUAUGUGAACUGGAUAGUUCAAUUAUCAAAAUUUCAUCGUCCUCGUCAACUUCAACAUUUGAUCCAAGUGGAAGUGCAUUUUUCAGAUUAUUCUGAAAUAGUGAAUACUUCCUUCGUUUGCGACAGGUUGUCUUCGUAGGUGUUUGUAGUCUUUACUUUCCAUUCGAGAGGAAAGAAUCAUUAUUACAAAUCAGAUUAAUUAUCGAAUCAAAGAUUGCUUGAUAUGUACAUUGUUGUGAAUAAAGUAUGGUAAAGUUUCGUGAAUGUCUUAAUUUCUCAGAUAUUAGUCUCGAGGAACAUCAGAUAGCUGCUUUGUCACAGUAUGGAGAUUUAUAGUAGUCCGUACUCACUGCUCCUUAGUUCUCGUGACAAGUGCUAAAUUAUUAAAACCACAUGACUUCCGUUCUGUAGUAUAAAUUUGCAACUUUAAUUGUCGUGAUGCAGUAAGAUGAUAAAUCCAAUACCACUGGUACCAGCUGUUUAACUCCUGACUUGUAGACACUCCGGGAACAAAUCAUUGAUACUUCAGGAAGUCAUAUCUAAGUAACUGAACUGAUAUAAAAUUUAUGAUAUAUCGAAAGACUAAAGAAAUGGUAAGUUGCAAAGCUAUUUUAUCGUUUAUCAUUAUGUACACACUUACUGUAUACUUGUGGUGUGGGCUACUUAUGUCCACAUAAGUAGUAUAUAACGGUGUUCAAGCAUAAAAUGUAUUUCAGUAGAAGAUCGAUGAGGAAAGAACGGAAACGGAACGCAAAUGGUAUGAAAAUGCAUGAACAAUGGAACGAUAUUUGCAAAGGAACAGUCAAGUUUGAAAUGAUGGAUUGAUAUUUUGCAAAUUAACUAUUUACUAUAUGGUUCUCAGAUUUUAGUGAAAUGCUCUGCAAUUACGUGUCAAAUACUAGACUGUAGAUGGAAUGACAUGUGCGGUGAAAAAUAUUGUAGUCGGGGUAUUGAUUGGCGGCUUUAUCGAUUUUAACAUAAGUUUACCUUAUGGAUUGAUGAUUUUUUGUCAUUUAGAAAUUCCUUGUCUCUCCAGCGUUGCGGCUUGUUUAAGCUACAGCUUAUAAGAUCAGACAGACUAAAGCAUUCUAGCUACCACCAAAUAUGUAACUUCGGUAAGGAUGUUAACAACUUUUCUUGCAUCUAACAAUUCUUUCUUAAACCUAAUAAUCAUCAGUGAACGCUCUCAGGUCAUUAAGAUCACCUCUAAUCCAGUUUUCUUUUCAGGUACCUUCAGAAGAACCCUUCCAUGGUAUGGGAAACCGAGAAGUGAUAAUUAGCUUCAUACCUCUAACAGCACUCAAGAUCACUGUAUUCAUAAUCAAUCUCCCUCUGCAAUUCCCAUUAUUCCACCUAAAUUGACUUUCAACUCUAAAUUUCUUUUUUUGGUUUCCUCCUCAAGUGUCACCAUGGCCAACGAUCUUAUCGCGCAAAACACUGUCCCAUGUCUUCUGAAACCUCGCUCCAAACUACACAUUGUUUCCUUCAACGUACAUACGCUAUGUCAAAUCGGCCAACACGCAUCCUUGGAUAAGAUCCUAGAAUCUCGUACCAUUGAUGUAUUCUGUAUCUUCGAAACAGAGAUGGAAAAAGCAUCUGUUUAUUAUUGAUUGAUGCACAGUUCAAAAACUAAAAACACUCAGUUUUGAAGUCAAUGAUUCUUAGUAUUGGGGUUUUUGACAUUUUUAGAGACAUCAUUUAAUUCAGAAUAAUUUGUACGUAAUCAAUCCAGAUAGAAAAAAUUAAUAUACCUACAUCAAUGAAAACGUUUAUUUGUUGAAACUGGGAACUACCUUUGUUCCAUUAUCAAUUAUCUACUUGGUGUAAUUUGGAUCUGAUUGCUUGAAUUUGUUGAGCAUUUAUUGUUCAAAUAGCUGGAUAGCAACAUUCGCUUUUUCAACAUUAUACAUUUGAAUUUAUAACUAUAUAAUACCGUUCAUUAUCUAAAACCUUGUUUCUAAUUUCGACUGAACAGGAGCGCAACUGUAUGAACUAACCUAAAAAUUCUUUCCCAUUUUCACUUCUCUUUGGUUUGGAUAUAAUCACUAUUAUUGAGCUCACUUAAUAAAACCCCUUAUCUGUAAACGUUGCACACCUUUGAUGUUUCUGAUAGACCUAAGUAACUUAAAUAAUUUCUAACCCGAACAAUUAAUCAUAAAUCAACAAAAAAAAUGUUACAUUAUACAUUUCUGUUAUUGUUCUUC